GACGGGCGGGCGGCAGGGAGACGUGUGCGAGCGGGAGCGGCCCGGUGUCCCGCGGCCCUCCCCGCCGCGCCCAGCGGCGAUGUCGUUAAGCGGCGGCCCCGGGCCCGGCCCUGUGGACGCCCCGCGGCUGCGGCCUCGCGCCGCCCGGAUGGCGCGACGAUCCGAGCUGCUGUGCGGGGCCGCCAUCGUGCUGGGCUGCGCCUUCCUUGUCGCCCUCAAAGUCACCUGCAGCCGAGCAAAAGAUGUAACAAUGCCAGCAAAGCUUCCAGUGAAUUUUUUCUCCACAAGAUCUCCCGUCAUCGAUCUUUUUCGGGGACAGUUAGACUAUGCAGAUCACCUUCGUCAGGACUCAGAGAUUGCAUUGUAUUUCUUCUACGCGCCGUGGUGUGGCCAGUCGGUUGCCGUGAGAGAAGAAGUAGAACAUGUGGCCAGCAGAUUGUCAGACCAGGUGCUGUUUGUUGCUAUUAAUUGCUGGUGGAACCAGGGGAAAUGUAGGAAGCAGAAGCAUUUCUUUUAUUUUCCUGUCAUACACUUAUACCACCGCAGUUUUGGACCAAUUGAAUACAAAGGCCCAAUGAGUGCUGUUUAUAUUGAAAAGUUUGUUCGCCGGGUGAUGACACCACUACUCUACAUCUCGUCUCGAUCAAAAUUACUAGAUUUCCUCUCAAAUUAUGAGCCUGGAGUUGUGGGAUAUUUUGAGUUCAACGCUUCACCGCAGCCUCCCGGUUAUUUAACCUUCUUUACGUCAGCUUUACAUUCAUUAAAGAAAGAUUACCUGGGAACAGUACGCUUCGGAGUGGUCACAGAUAAGCUUGUUGCGGAGGAGAUCUCGUUGGUGCAUUCGGGCAGUGUGUAUUUGCACAGACACAUCAACACAUCUCUUAUCUAUCCAAAUGACACCAUGAACUAUACAGCUGAGAACGUGUGCAAGUGGGCUCUGGAAAAUCGAGAGCUGCUCAUCCGCUGGCUGAGACCACAUGGGGGAAAAAGCCUUCUUCUGAACAACGAGCUGAAGAAAGGGCCGGCGCUUCUCGUGUUUGUACCUUACGACCCCUUGGCAGAAAUUCAGCCUCUGUUAGACGAAAUUACCAAAGUGGCCUUGGAAUACCACAGCUGUAACAAAAGCCAGGGAGCUGAACCAGAGCUUCAGCACUUAGGGAACAGUGAUUCACCAGCUUCUGAUUCCUCUGAUCCAGAUGCACAUAUGAAAUUGGCAGACACAUUUUUGAUAACCAAGUACCCAUGCUGUAACACAGUGGUGCUUCCGCAGUGGCACUCGAUAUCCAGAACUCACAACGUGUGUGAGCUGUGCAUUAAUCAGACGCUUGGUGUCAAACCAGAUAAAGUCAGUGUGCCACGCUGUAACUUCUUUGAGAUAGAAACAGCUUUGGACUCUUUCUACCUCCAGGAACACACCUUUUUUCAAGUUGUUUCAAGUAGCAUUGAAUGCAGCAAUUUCCUAAGUUUUUACAGUCCCUUUAGCUAUUACACUGCAUGUUGCAGAACGGUCGAUAGACAUUUUUUAAGUUUCAUUAGUUCUGAGAAGACCAUCUUUCAGACCCCUAAAGUUGCAUUUUCUUCCCAUGGGAAGAAAGAUAAUGCUGACAUCCAGAAUUCUAUUCCUCAUAUUGAGGAUAGGAACUGCUUUAUUCCUGACCUUCAUAUUGCUGGCACUAACAUUACUGGUCUGAGCUGCAGGACCAACAAAACCUUGAACCUCUAUCUGCUGGAUUCAAAUCUUUUUUGGAUAUAUGCAGAGAGACUAGGAGCAUCAAGAUCGACUCAUCGUAAGGAAUUUGCUGCCAUUGUUGACCUGAAAGAAGAGCUGCAUUAUGUCCUUGAUCAGAAUCAGUCGCUUACAGGAUCUACCCUGGAGAACUUCAUAAAGAAUUUCAGCAUUCUCUACAGUCCCUUGAAGAGGCAUCUCGUGGAUGGCACCUCAGUCCGUGUCCCUGCAGAGCGCGUCGUGGCUGAAGUGACCACCAGCACCUUCCAUCACAUUGUGUUUUCAAGUGAAAAGAAUGUCUUGCUGCUCUAUUAUGCACAGUGGUGUGGAUUCUGUGCUUCUCUCAAUCAUAUCUUUAUUCAGCUGGCUCGGCUUUUGCCUCCAGAUCAUUUCACUGUGGCAAGAAUUGAUACCACUCAAAAUGAUCUUCCUUGGGAAUUUAUGACAGACCGGCUCCCGACCAUUUUAUUUUUUCCUCAGCAGAGGAAGGAUCAAAGCGUGAAGUUCCCAGAAGACCUUCCAGUUAGCCUUCCUCAUCUUCUUAAAUUUAUUUUACAUCACUCGAGUCUUUCUUCAUCAGAGCCCUGCACCAAAGAAUGCCUCCAUAAAGAGACAGUUUUACAGCAAGGACACAUCUCCCACUUGGAGCAAGAAGUUCAGAAGUUAAGGUCAGAAAUCAGGGCCCUGCAUCAAGCCCAUGAAUCCCUUGAGGCACAGCUUUCUGAAGCCAGAAGAGAAGAACAUCGACUACAGCAGCAGAAGCACACACUGGAAAAGCAGCACAAGACUCUGCAGCUCCACAGCCAGCAGUUGCAGGCAACAUACGAUCAGAAGAAUCAGGAAUUGCUAGAAAUGGCCGAAAAGCUUCAAGAACUGGCUGACGCAUCAGAAAACCUCCUUAAGGAAAAUACAUUACUGAGAAUCCUGGUGGCAUCGAGGGAAGGAAAGCUACAGAGCAGAGACGAACCUAAAGAAGCCCUUCAGUCAGAGCAAACAGUGGCUGAUGACAGCAGUGUAUUGGUUUCAGCAGCUCUCAGCACAGAGGAGAAAAGGAUUGAUCGUGUUGAUGCCGUAGCGACAGAACACAGUAGUGAAAACAGGACAGAAUGAUUGCUUACACAAAGUCAUGAUGCCGUACUGAGUAGGUAUUUAUGCAAAUUUUAUUGAAAUCCACUGUAAAUAAAGACUUCUCCCACAUGAUCUAGAAAAAGAAAAUCAAAUGGAAUAUUUUUGUAUACUUGAACAACUUAUUAGGUACCCCAUUCUAAAGUGAAGAGAAGGAGUAUGGAAAACUUUCUGCACUUUACUAUUGCACUAACUUGCAAACACCUAUCCAUUUAAAAUUAAAGAUGCUGAUGUUUAGGGGCAGCAGCAUAAAGCAUCUCUAAGGACCAAUUAUUUUUACACCAGCUUUCUCUGUAACAGCUGCUAGAAGAAAAGCUAGACCUUUAAUGUACACUUCUCCAUAAACUUCUGAAAUUUGCCCUUUUCAUCGCAUUGUUUGCAGAAUUAAAAUGAAAUACUUCAUCUCUGUGAUCAGUGAACUUGAAUGGACAAAAUACUUUAUUCAAGAACUUCAGCACUUUGUAUCACUUUUGUAUACCAGUUACCUGACUGUCUUGAAAUCUGCAAGAGCCAUGUGUGAACUGUUACCCAGUGAAACAAAACUAAAGAAAAAUCUUACUGAAUUAA
Messenger RNA from Lagopus muta (rock ptarmigan), 3418 nucleotides. RefSeq names its product thioredoxin domain containing 11 (gene TXNDC11). NCBI's taxonomy places the organism in Eukaryota, Metazoa, Chordata, Aves, Galliformes, Phasianidae. The coding region runs from base 80 to 2836 and encodes 918 amino acids. The transcript has 12 exons. The record is from RefSeq and is a predicted model, not a curated record.